CCGAAGACUUCUUUUUUUUUUCGUUACGUCCGGUGUACUCGCGCGCGUCUUCCGGUGGUAAGUGACGGUUUCGGGAGUAAAAGGACAGACGGAGGAGCAGGAGCCAUGCGAUUCUCGUGGGUGUUUGCGGCCACUGUGCUGCUGGUCCUGGCUACGGGGGUGAAGUGCAAGAGGAAGUUCGACGGGGACUUCGAAUUCGCCGAGGAGGACGAUACCCGCAUAAUGAAAGUCGGCGACAAGAAGCGUUGGAUACACGAUCCGAACAGCGAGCUCUGUCGUCCGCUCAACUGCAAGAAGAAGGAACUGUGCCUGCUGGAGGACACUUUCACGGCCGUCUGCGUCUCGAAGAAGGAGCUUCACAAGUCUGGGGACAUAGUGAUUCCGAAGUCGCGAGUCGUGCAGCAGAGACGGCUGAGGACCGAGACCUCGGUCGAUUCGGACGACGACGACGCCUUCUUCGAUUCGGAGGACGACGAUGAGGAUCAGGACGAGUCCAAGUGCCAGGAAUGUCCCGUGGUGAAGCCUACGUUCCUCUGCGGCAGCGACAAUCGCACGUACAGCUCGCCGUGCCGUCUCGAGUACCACAACUGCAUUCACCAUACUUCCGUCCACAUCGCCUGCAAAGGUUUUUGUCCGUGCAAAGGCACCGAUCUGCGAACGUAUACGAAGAAGAUGCAGAUGCAGAGGAAGAAGGGUCUCAUGGGCAAAAUGGGUCGCAACCACGACAUCACCCUGACGCCGCGCGACUUCAAUUACGACAAUCAUCACUACCAGUACCUCAAGUACUCGAAACGCGGCAAGACCCUCGUUAGUGCGAACAGGUACGACGACAAGCAUCUGAUGAGCAACGAAGUGAUGGACAAGACCCAGUCGCCAUUGAAAGCGAUGUACAACGUACAAUCGCCGUCCAGAAAUACGGAUUGCCCGACGUCGUCCAAGCCUGCGAUGGCCAAUCGCCUGCUGGAUUGGUUCUCCGUCGUGAUGGCAGACUCCAAGCACCGUCGUCAGCAUCCCAAGCCCAAAGGUCACUUCCCGAUCGGCUGUCAGAGCGAGGUCAGGUGGAUGUUCGGCCACUUGGACAGCGACAGCGACGGCCGGCUCUCGCUCUCCGAGCUGUACGGCCUGGAACACGAUCAGAACGAACCGUGCUUAAAGCCCUUCCUCGACGCUUGCGACACCGACAGCGACAUUUUCGUGAGCGGGCCCGAGUGGUGCGGCUGCUUCUCGAAAGCCGAGCGUCCGUGCGCCGCGGUGCGCAGACGAUCAUCGCCGGACUCAGCACCUACCUGCGACUCGCGAGGAUAUUACCGCAGCACCCAGUGCCACCGCGGCCUUGGCCUCUGUUGGUGCGUCGAUCCGCACGGCGUCGAGUUCGCCGGCACCAGAACGCGCGGCGCCAAGCCCGAUUGCGAUUUGAUCGAAUUGAACGCGCAUUUCAAGCCGCAUCCGUCUCUCUUCCUCUUUUCCGAUCAACAAUCACCUCUUGCAGACAUGAUCGUGAACAAGAUCAGCAGCGGCGGGCUCAAGACCAACAGCGUGGAUCUCGACGAUGACGAGGAUGGUGGUACCGAUUCCGCUCAGGACCUCGAAGGCUCGGCCGAUCAACCAUUAGAUUUUUAGGCGCAUUAGGGACGGCGGUCAGCAACGGGAACGCAGCAUUCCAACCGAUAUAAGCGGUGCCGACUGCGCGCGAUCGGAAGGCUGGGUUCUCCCCUCGCUAGGGGAAGGGGGGAUGCGCGACGUCCGGUCGCCCAGCGGAGCCGACAGGGCUGCUGCUCCUCCACGUCGUCGGACCGCCUGCCGAUCGUCCUGUUCGAGGCCGCGAUCCACGCGCGAUAAGACGAAAUGUGUGAGCCUAAACGAUGAGUUCCAAGAGCAACGAAAAGCACGACGAUUAAUUAGUUAACGGGCUCGGGAAGGUCGGCUCAGAUGAUCGGACAGAAA
This is a messenger RNA of Harpegnathos saltator (Jerdon's jumping ant), 1944 nucleotides long. It is a transcript of the gene Cow, whose product is annotated as Proteoglycan Cow. Gene Ontology annotation, biological process: anatomical structure development. Gene Ontology annotation, molecular function: extracellular matrix binding; calcium ion binding; collagen binding. The record is from RefSeq and is a predicted model, not a curated record. The coding region runs from base 106 to 1620 and encodes 504 amino acids. NCBI's taxonomy places the organism in Eukaryota, Metazoa, Arthropoda, Insecta, Hymenoptera, Formicidae. The transcript is spliced from 10 exons.